AUGCCUUACGAAGAUGCCACCGAGAUGGUGGAGGCCUACGGAGAAGCUGGUACCGGCAAAUCGUGCCUCCUUAAUCACUUUAUCCAGAACACCUUCAAACAACACUCCCAGCAUACAAUUGGAGUCGAAUUUUCCAGCCGGACUAUCAACAUUGGCGAGAAGCGCAUCAAACUACAAUUGUGGGAUACUGCAGGUCAGGAGCGCUUCAGGUUCGUUUUGGGCCCAGGCCUUUUCGCAUUCCAGAACAGGAUCCUCAACCCCCUCUUUUGUAGAUCCGUCACCCGAAGUUAUUAUCGCGGCGCUGCCGGUGCGUUGCUUGUCUACGAUAUCACAAAGUGGGGCAUUCUCUCCAAUCUGGUACCAGGGCGACCACUCAUUCCAUUCUCUUUCAGUCGACAGACAUUCGAGGGCCUAUCACGAUGGUUGGCAGACGCGCGGGCCUUGGCAAGUCCUCAACUCGUGACUGUCCUUGUCGGGUGCAAAAGCGACCGGGAAGAAGAUAGAGAGGUCGAAUGGGCCGAGGCAAGCCGAUGGGCGGCAGAAAAUGGUACGCAUUUCUUGCUCGUGCCUCACCAUACGAUCCCCAAGCUCAACCACAAUCCCCUUUGCAUAUACCAAAAACCGGCUUCCGAUACGAUAGACCUUCAUUUCCUCGAAACAUCCGCGCUCAGCGGGGAUAACGUCGAGGCGCCGUUCCUGCUUGCCGCACGCUCCAUCCUACUCUCCAUAGAGUCCGGCCAACUCGAUCCGGAAAAGGCCGGCUCGGGCGUGUCGUAUGGCGAUCGCGGACUUCGGCGGAUCAGCAGUUCAUCUAGGAUGAGCUUUCUUGGCGGUAGCGAGCGAAGGCGACGACGAGAUACUAUUCUGCUCUUACGACCAGUCAAGAAGCUCACUCGGGGUGAAUGCUGCAACUGA
Serendipita indica DSM 11827 is the source of this 915-nucleotide messenger RNA. The record is from the annotation of a GenBank genome assembly. Lineage: Eukaryota; Fungi; Basidiomycota; Agaricomycetes; Sebacinales; Serendipitaceae.